AUAAAGCGCCGAAACAACAAAAAAAGUUUUCUCGCGGGUUCUUGGUGAAGUUUGUUAUCGCCUCUCUGUGUCUGAAGCCCCCUGAUCCUCCCGAACCUGAACCCGUCCACCUUCAGCAGGUCCAAACCAGAAGAACAAUGUCGACUACAUCUCAGAAGCACCGGGAUUUUGUCGGGGAGCCGAUGGGAGACAAACAUGUGACAGCUCUGUCGGGGAUCGGAGUGGUACUGGGGAAGCAGCUGGAGGAUCAGGGCUUUGACAAGGCCUAUGUGGUUCUGGGUCAGUUCCUGCUAUUAAAGAAAGACACAGAGAUGUUUAGCGAUUGGCUAAAAGAUGUAACAGGAGCAAACUCCCGCCAAUCCGGCACCUGCGCUCAGUGCUUAAAGGAGUGGUGUGAUGCCUUCCUCUGAGACUCCGCCCCCUCACUUAGACCCCGCCACGCUCUUCUUCCACUGUUUGCUUGCUUUCUGCUUCUGAAGCUAUGGUGAGAGCACAUAUCUGUCUGUUGGCUGAUGCUGCUGCUGCUGUUAAAAUGUUUUCAGGGGAAUUAUCUGCCUCUUUCCUGCUGGGUGACUGUGAUGUCACAGCUCCUUGACAGGUGUGUUGAUUUUACGAGUUUAAUCGAGCAACGUUUACAUGAAUAAAAGCUUUAUGUCCAAACA
Molecule: messenger RNA, 662 nt
Organism: Labrus mixtus (cuckoo wrasse)
Lineage: Eukaryota; Metazoa; Chordata; Actinopteri; Labriformes; Labridae
Product: barrier-to-autointegration factor-like
Exons: 4
Coding region: 138-410 (90 amino acids)
Molecular function (GO): DNA binding
Source: RefSeq, a predicted model, not a curated record